Molecule: messenger RNA, 1014 nt
Organism: Leptosia nina
Lineage: Eukaryota; Metazoa; Arthropoda; Insecta; Lepidoptera; Pieridae
Source: the annotation of a GenBank genome assembly
AUGGCGAAAGCCAAUUGGCACAACUCUGUUAUGUCCGAUGCGUUAGCUUGUGUGGAGCGACAAUGUGAGAGAUAUUGUGCAGUGCCUAGAUUUCCACCGAGGAAGGUGACUGUCGUGGGCGCCGGGACAGACGUCGGCCGAGUAGCGUCGCUGUUUCUCAAGCAGCAAAAAGUAAUCAAGGUCCUAGCUCUGUACGACGAUCAGCCGGAGCACAAUGUGUGCGGAGUGGCUAAUGAUCUUGCGCAUAUCGACACAAGCACGGAUACUGAAGCGUACCAAGGAAGAAUGUUCCUUAAGGACGCACUACAUGACGCCGACGUAGUGCUGAUCUGCGGAGGAUGCUGCAUCCAGCCUCCUUGCUGCAACAGUUUAGAUCGUGACCUUUUCUUCUAUAACAUGCACCACGUUCGGACCACAACUAUAGCCUGUGCCCAGUUCUGUCCUCAAGCCAUCAUCGCGGUGCAAACGCCGCCCGUUGAUUGUAACUUUGCCCUUUGUGCCCACACACUGAAAAUAGCUGGAGUAUACGACAAGCGAAAAGUACUAGGAGUGAACGCGAUAAAUGCGAUGAGAGCCAAUCAGCUAUUCUGUUCCAUCACCGGUUCAGACCCCUCGAAAAGUCACACUCCUGUUGUCGGUGGUACUGGAAGAUGUACCAGGGUGCCAGUCUUUUCUGCUGCUAAAGCUGGAAACUUCCCGCAGACUCAAUUGGACUGCCUCACCCGCCUGGUAAGAGAAGCAGACGAGAUCAUCUGUAAGGUGAAGAGUAAUAGAGAACAAGGCCAUUUGUCCAUAGGUUUCUCCACCGCUCGUUGUGUUAUCAACAUCAUGCUGGGCUUAUUUGAAAGGCCGACUUUCAUAGACAGCGCACUGGUUGAACAAGGGGACCCAGCUAAGUGCUACAAUAUGCCGAUAUGUGCCACACCCGUCACUGUGGGGAGAAGUGGCAUUGUCGAGUAUGCUGUGCCAACUCUAAACGAGGGCGAAACCAGGCUAUUGGAAGACUCCAAGUAA